UCGUCAUUUUGUCAGAACAUUAGUUGAGUUCGUUCUCAGCGACCAAAACAUCACUUGGACCUGAUAGGUAAACAUCUCGUAAUUACUUCAGCAGAUUUAACAAUAGAUUGUAGCGUUCUGUGUUAAACGUGUAUAUUGGGAACCAAAUAUAUAUUUUUGUACCUGCAAAAUGUGUUCAAAAAGUUGGAGAGCAAUAUGAACUGACAGAUGGUGAAAACUCGCACAUCAAUUCGGAGAGUUUCUUGGUCGGAUGUGGUUUACCCUUUGUAUAAUUUGGAAUAAUAUAUUUGCAUAUGAUAUGGAGAACGAGGAACUAUUACCUUACCAGUGUUGAUAAACGAUUGGUUUCCGUUAUAUGUCAGAGGCACGGGCUACGUAGUCAAAGUCAACUAACUUGGAACGGUCGGGCAUUCAAAAACGAUGUCUUCAGCAACAUUAUCUAAAGUCAACGGGACUGUUUUGUCUGGACCAAUCAAUGCGACAGGAGACGGUAUGAAUAGUACGCCAACUGUUGAUGUUUACGAGGAACCACAAGAAAACGUUGAAGCCAUUCUGGUGCCUAUUCUCUUCGCUAUAAUAUUCCUUAUUGGUGUCGUUGGAAACGUCACCCUCAUCUUUACUGUUUUGAAAAACAAAUCUUUGCGGAAUACUCCUAACAUCUUUGUUGUCAGUUUAUCAGUUGGUGAUUUACUGUUAUUAUUAUGUUCCGUGCCGUUUUCUUCCACGCUUUUCACGUGUUUCUCUUGGCCUUUUGGGCGAUUUCUGUGUAAAUUUAACGAAUACAUGCAAACGCUUUCUCUUGGUGUCUCGGUAUUUACACUAACCGCCCUAAGUGGUGACCGGUAUAUUGCCAUUGUUCACCCCAUGAGUAAACACACGGGAAAACCUACGCUUAUAACAGUAGUAACUGUGGUUGGAAUUUGGAUUCUUUCCGCCGCUCUCGCAAUACCGGAGGCAGUUACAUCAAACGUACUAUAUUUUGAAGGAGGAGCUCCCACUGAUAAUGGAAACAUCACAAUCGUACCAGUAACAAUCGCGAUAUGUAAAAUAUAUCCAGAAAACAGCUUACCGGUGUGGUACAGCAAGGCACACUCCAUGUACAGAUUUAUAGUGUUCUUUGUUAUACCUCUCCUUGUCAUUGCAAUGUUCUACAUUAUGAUGGCUAGAAUCCUGGUAAUCAGCAGUAAGGCAUUGCCCUGCGAGUCCGUGAAAGGAUCAGCGAUGAAUCAACAGCAGAAAAGGCAGAUUCAAGCGCGUUUGAAGGUGGCAAAAGUUGUUCUUUCAUUCGUCGUCAUCUUUGUUGUAUGCUGGCUACCACGUCACAUCUCGAUCCUAGCAGGCCACUUCGCCGAUCCGGAGUACAAUAUGUUUUGGCAUGUUCUAAAAAUAACAUCGUUUUGCUUGACUUAUAUAUACUCAUGCGUGAAUCCAUACGCGCUCUACUUUCUUAGCAGCCAGUUUAGGAAGUAUUACAACCGCUACUUGUUCUGUUGUUGCCCUAAGGGCUCUUACAUAGGUUUAGCGGGCGGCGAACAUUCGGCUAUGUACAAUUUUAACAGCACUAUGCGCCGGGGAAGCACGACUUGUACGGGCGUGGUGCAUUCGCAGUCUAUUUGCUAAAACUAUCAGUGGUAACCUAUAAGUAUAAAUUUAUAGCAAUAAUACAAACAAGUUGACUAGUAAGUUUGCACCCUUCCAUAUAUUUUUCUGAUUUAAUCUAGGUGUAAAAACGAUCUUAAUUAUUUUCUUGACGCAUCAUCUUAUGAUUGAAACAUAGCUUUGUACAAAUAUCUUAUGCUGAAAGCUUUCUGACUGACCUGUUCAAAAUCGUUUUAUUCAGUUUUAAUCAGCAAAUAACUCUUUAAUCUUUAAGCCAAAAUGAGUCUAUGCUUAUGUAAAUCUCAAGUCUUUAAGCAAAGGGAAGGCAUCUGAAGCCUUUGUAUAUCAUUAUGAUAAUACACCACUGUAAUUGUAUCUUAUAUCCGAUACAUUCUUAUCAAAGAUUUCAAGGUUUUUAUUAAUAAAUGGAAAUAUUUACGUCUCGCUUAAACAAUUUUUACUCAGUAAUAAAUUAUAUUUUUCAUGUGAAAAAUACUUUAUUGUAAAUAUAACAAUAUGUGUAUUAUCAAUAUUACGUAUGAAUGUAAUGUUGGUGGUAUUUUAUUUAAAAGUGUUCGAACUAUUUUGUAAAAUUAUAUUGAGAGGAAACAAUAUCAAUGCAUUCUUAUAAUAAUGCUUUAACAAAAGGCACAGUGUAUUGACAUAAUCAUAAAUCAGCACGCUCGUAGGUGCUAAUGUUCGUUCGUUAUCUGCUUCUGUUGCUUCGUAAACUAAUUGAGAGAAUUAACUUUUCUGGCAAAAACAAUAGCGAAAUGAGAGCACUGGUACACAGUUAUUUGUCUAGUGUUUUUUUGCAUUACGCAAUGUGAAUUGCAAGUAGGGCUAAUGAAUAUCGUAUAAUAGCGUAUACCUUUUAGUACAGUUACUUGCUAAAAGGUGUCUCAAAUCUUUACCAGAAAGCAACAUGUUCGUUCAAGUCGCACAUUUCUGGUUUGCAUAGUGCAUUAAUUAAUGGUACAUGAACGUCAAAAUACGAAAUACAUAACCGAAAUAUAUGUACUAAAUAUAUACUGUUUGUCAUGACUUAAUUGUUGAUUUUUUCCGAAGCUUCAUGUUCAGACACACGCUAAUGUGUAAAUUUCUUUGUAAAGUGUUGUAACUAUAUAAAACAUGAUCUGGCGCAAAAAGGGUAAUUCUAUGAUUUGUGUAUAUUUAGGAAAAUAAGUAAGGACAUCGUAUUGAAAGGUCACGUAACAAUCAGCUGUUCUUCCCAGUCACAGGUUCGUCGAAUUCAUGUGUAUACACCGUGUGUAGGAAAUGUUUGAGAAAGUGUUGCUUCAUUCAAUUUGUUUUUAAAUGUUUUUUGAGAUGAAUCCUGUGUGAUUGAUACUAAUUGUUGUAUUGUGGUAAAUGUGUUAGAUAUAUUAUUGACUGUAGAAAUUAGUUAAUACCAUAAACAUACAUACGUAAAGUACAGACCUUUUUUCCAAUAGUUUUAUAGCGGUAUUGCGAAUUUUCCUAAAAUUCCUUUUCAUUUCCUAACACUAUUAGUUCGAACUGCGAUUGCAUUGCUUUGAAUUUGGAAGCAAUGUAAAAUGCUUCAUCAGGCGGUAUCCGCGUAAAGGAUUAUAACUUGCAAGAUUGUUUGUUACCAUAGACUUAUCAAAUUACAAAACUAUGUUGUCAUUAUGAAGCUUUCGUGUCAAUGUCAAACACAUUCAGAAAAUUGAUUUAUGCUGUUGUUCCUUGUUUCUUGUUUCUGUUUUUUGUUGCUUUUGUGUUCUAUAUCUUUGGCGUUUACCCUGUGCCAUUAAACGGGGUUUAUGUUUAAACUUUUGGCUACUGAGCUUGUUUCUGUAGUUGUUCACAUAAGUAUUAUAUUUGUAUAUCUACCUUAUUUGUUCUACCGUCCAAAUAUCAUGCUUAUUAUGAAUAUUAUAUACUGAUCUAUUAUACAAAUUAGCUUAGUUAUAUUAGCACUCGUAUGGGCCACAGAGACACUUUUUUCAUCAAUUGUUAUUUGUUGAAACGAAAGAAUGUAGGCAUGGUGAUAGCUAAUUUAACUGCUGUCAAUUCAUUGAAAAUAUUGUGAAAGCAAGAUGUGAAAAAUAGAUAUCUGAAAUAAAGCACACAAUUGAGCAUGUUGUUUCUCAAAUGCCGCUUGAACUUAGUUUGCUUUGAUCGUAUGAUUGAAAAAUUAUUAAUGUCCGUAUACAAGUACAGGAAAACAACAUAUACGGUAACAUAAACAAAAUACCGAUUUUUCCAAACCUUGUUAAGAUUAGCAAUGUUGUUAACGUCGGCAUGGUAAAUAUAUAUUUUUUAAAGUUUAAUAAGUGUCUAAACAAACGGUGCAUUGUUUUAGUGUCUUGCCAUUACGCUACGGUUAAUAUAUAUAUAUGUAUGCAUUUGAAAUAAUGUUGUAUAUGUAAAAUACAUUUAACGGUACAUAGUUUUCUACAAUUUCAAAACUUAACGAUAUGACGUCAUUUUACACAUCACGUCUUAAACUACAUAUUUAACAUUAAUGUUUUUUUUCAGAUAUAUGAUUUGGUUAAUUUAAGUGAAGGUCUAUUUUUAAAGGGAUUUUCUUAAAUUGCAAGUCCAAACUCCUUCUUUGUACAAAAUGGAAAAAAAAUCUUCUAAAAGGAUGGAUGAAAUCUUAAACUUGGGCAUUUUUUUUUUCUUUUUUAUAAUUUCGUAAAUUUUGAUUUGCUUGUCUGUCAGAAAAUAAAUAAAUAUUCAAUAACAUAGGAAUAUGUUGUAGCUAUUUUCCCCAACCAACCUUCAUGUAGACAAUGGCAUGCUUACUUUUCGUGUUACGUAUGCUUUUAAAUGCUUCGAUUGGCUUUAUUGGUCACAACAUCCAAACAAGGCUUGUGUUGUUUACUUACACCUACUCACAUAAGCUUCUUUUAUACACUGACUAAACCAUCUCAAUAUAUCUUUAUAUUUGUCAGAAUAAGAGACAUAAGAAUACAGUUUAUGAGAAUAUGUUAACGGUAUAUAGUUUUGUUAGUUAAUACAUUUAUGUAAAUAAAAU
This is a messenger RNA of Mya arenaria, 4603 nucleotides long. Its product is annotated as neuropeptide CCHamide-1 receptor-like. The coding region runs from base 421 to 1620 and encodes 399 amino acids. Gene Ontology annotation, biological process: G protein-coupled receptor signaling pathway. The transcript has 2 exons. Gene Ontology annotation, cellular component: membrane. NCBI's taxonomy places the organism in Eukaryota, Metazoa, Mollusca, Bivalvia, Myida, Myidae. Gene Ontology annotation, molecular function: G protein-coupled peptide receptor activity. The record is from RefSeq and is a predicted model, not a curated record.